Molecule: messenger RNA, 6499 nt
Organism: Pecten maximus
Lineage: Eukaryota; Metazoa; Mollusca; Bivalvia; Pectinida; Pectinidae
Product: diacylglycerol kinase zeta-like
Exons: 30
Coding region: 762-4469 (1235 amino acids)
Biological process (GO): intracellular signal transduction; diacylglycerol metabolic process; regulation of synaptic transmission, glutamatergic
Cellular component (GO): nucleus
Molecular function (GO): ATP-dependent diacylglycerol kinase activity; protein binding
Source: RefSeq, a predicted model, not a curated record
GUGGUUCUCUGGAAUGGACAGGUGGUGUAUACUACAGGUGGGCACUACUGUGUGUAUACUACACAGCUGGGAAUGCUGGAGUGUGGCUGUGUACGCUGUCUAGUAGUGGCACACUGCAGUCACUCGGCCAUACUAGGCCAUACAGCCUACUGAUUGCCACUGAUAGUAAAGCAAAUGACAAGCUUGUGGGCUGUUCCAGUUCAAAGUUGUUUUGAUCAUUUAUCGAUAGAACUACAUUAUAGAUUGAUGUGAUGUAUUGAGAAUUUGUAAACAUAUGAGACAGGUAGGUUUAUGUAGCCGUCUACCUGUGGCAUACGAUGUGAUACAAUGGUUGGGCUGGUACAGUGAUGGGGACUCUCUCUACAUGUCUAAUCAACAAAACAACCUGGACUUCUUAUGGAGGUGAAAAUUUAAUUACGAUAAUUGAAUGUGCUGGUGAGAUGUUAAAAAUGAGUUUGGAGAGUGAAUUAAUAUUUAAACAGUCUACAGAUAAUUACGUCAAAGUGGACUGAUGCUUGGCUGAAGCUAAAGGGCAGCAAAGGAGCAUCCCAUAUGGAUGACAGCAAGCAACCUGUAGACUGCCACUCCUCCUUCAGUCAGUCGUUACCACUCCCUCCAGGGGUGACACGAAUGGCUUCAUCAGGAAUAUACUCCGGGGACUGUUUUACUUUUUAACGCCACUACUGAAGUCUUGUCCAUCUAUUCCACAUUUCACUAUGCAUUCCGUUUAUUUUUAAUCACAACGAAGUGUUAUUAACAAAAUGAACAUUUUCAGGAAAAGUAGGUGUAUUUCACCAUCUUUUGAUUUGCCGAGAAUGUGUUUACCUCGUCGAAAACAGACGUCCAUCGAUGACCAUGAUCUUGAUGAGGUUGUUGGUCUUGAGGUCCCCGUGGAGGCGAGGGCACGUUCCUCUAGUUUUGACUGCAGUAGUUUACAUAAAGAGACAACUGAGUUUCUGGAGGUUCCCAAUCCUGGUCGUCGCUGUCAGUCAUUUGAUUCUUCGUCCUCGGGUUGGGGGCAGGAGGAAGAGUUGAUACCUGAGGGCCGUCGUUAUAGUCUAAUUUCUAAGUACUCGAGACGUCGGUCUUCGUUUGAAAUUCCCAAACUAUGCAUUCAUUGUGUACAUAUGGAACAGUAUGAGGAACAACAGCGCAAAGAGGAGGAGGAACGUCACAUCGAAGUUGAAAAUGGGGCCUCCAGUGACGAGGAGCUGAUGUUGGACACUGGGUCGUUAGACUCAGGGGGCGACUCGGACGACAGUUGUGGACCUCAGGACAAAGAGGUGGAGGAGAUUAUGUGUAACUAUACGAAUGCUCUAACUCUUGAGGUACCCAUAAUCAGGACUUGUCGCUCCUCCUCUCUGGAUGCCAACCUCCUAAACUCACAAUCACCUACCAGUGAGGUGAUAUUCAAAAGUGGACGUGGUAUUGUACAAAGACAGGAAUCUUUUGAUGAGGGAAUGCUGGAGGUACCUAAACAGGUGCGCUCAAGUUCUGUGGAUAUUAGUCUUCCUACUGAAAAGGAGGCUCAUUACCGGGCCAUUGCCAUUACUUCAAAUACAACGACUGGCGACAUUGUGUUAUCGGGUGAUGGGCACAGCAAGAAAGCUAUUUCCAAAAAUGCACUGAACCAUGCAACCAAUUAUUUACAUCCUACCCACGCUGAGCAUGGGUACCGUCGCCGGGAGCUUCGGGACACAGUCGACUGGCUGGACCAGGCUAUUAAUAGUGACCACCUGUGGGUAGAAACUAAUGCCUCUGGGGACUACUGCUAUGCCAUGGAGCCCGACUGUAUGAGAAGUGGACCAAGACGAAAGUGUGUUGCUUGUAAAAUCGUGGCACACACUGCCUGUAUAGGCAUUCUAGAAAAGAAAAAUCUCCGAUGCAAACCAACAUUCCGUGAAGCUGGACUGAGGAAUUACAGAGAACAAACUUCGAUGCGUCACCAUUGGGUCCACAGACGUCGCCAGGAGGGCAAGUGUAAACAGUGUGGGAAGUCAUUCCAACAGCGAUUCGCUUUCCAAAGCAAAGAGAUAAUUGCCAUCAGCUGUUCCUGGUGUAAGGCAGCAUAUCACAACAAAGUCUCCUGCUUUAUGAUGCAGCAGAUAGAGGAACAGUGUACCCUGGGGCCCCAUCAGGCCCUCAUUGUACCGCCAUCAUGGAUCAUCAAACUGCCAAAGAAAGGUUCUUUUAAAUCAUCACUACGAAAGAAAAGGCGGUCUUCGGUGAAGAAAAAGAAAAACAAAGAUGACAAUCGCCAUUUCAUCAUAAAACCCAUCCCCUCACCUCUCCUUAAGCCUUUACUAGUGUUUAUCAACCCAAAGAGCGGAGGCAAUCAGGGGGCAAAAAUCAUGCACAAGUUUAACUGGUGGCUCAACCCCCGCCAAGUGUUUGACUUAACCCAGGGAGGACCAAAGCCUGGACUUGACCUGUAUAAAAAAGUGCCUAACCUACGGAUACUGGCGUGUGGAGGAGACGGCACUGUGGGUUGGAUUUUAUCUGUGAUAGACAGCCUGGGGCUGGACCCCCCACCCCCAGUGGCCAUCAUGCCCUUGGGGACAGGCAACGACUUGUCACGUACACUUAACUGGGGUGGGGGUUAUGCCGACGAGCCUAUCACAAAACUCCUGAGUUAUGUGGAAGAGGGACAAAUCGUACAGCUUGACCGAUGGAACGUAGAUAUACGACCGAACCCGGAGGCAGAAACAGAUGGGGAGGAGGGCGUAACUGAUCAUCUCCCUCUCAAAGUCUUCAACAACUAUUUCAGUCUCGGGGCUGAUGCCCACGUAGCCUUGGAGUUUCACGAGUCCCGAGAGGCAAAUCCAGAAAAAUUUAAUAGCCGCUUUUGGAACAAGAUGUUUUAUGCUGGGGCCGGUGGGCGAGACAUGCUCAAAAGAAGUUGGAAAGGAUUAGCGGAUCAUAUACAACUUAUCUGUGAUGGCAAGGAUUUAACCAAUAAAGUCCAAGAAAUGAAACUGCAUUGUUUACUAUUUUUAAACAUUCCAAGAUAUGCCAGUGGAACUACACCUUGGGGAAACCCAAACAGUCUGGGUUUUGAGCCUCAACGCCAUGACGAUGGGUAUCUGGAGGUGAUUGGGUUCACUUACUCCUCACUGGCAACACUGUACAUGGGAGGCCAUGGUGAGCGACUGAUUCAGUGCCAUGAGGUGCGACUCAAAACUUUCAAACCUAUCCCCAUGCAGCUGGAUGGUGAGCCCUGCCGCCUCAGCCCAUCGUCAAUCCAUAUCUCCCUCCGUAACCAGGCCAACAUGGUGAUGAAACCAAAGAGACGGGGAUCCAUGCCUAUUGCUAACGAUCCUGAUUUGGCUUUUUUCAGUCCUCCAUCUUUGCCUGAGAGGCUUCGUAUUCAAGUGUCCCGAAUCAGCAUGGCUGACUAUGAGAAUUUAAACUAUGAUAAAGACAAACUACGUGGAGCUUCGGUUCCCCUUGGACUUAUUGUCGUAGACAACAACGCAGACCUCUCUCAAGUGCGAAUCAUCAUUGACAAGCUGGACCAGGAUGAUCUGACGGAGAGCUCCCAGAAACUCACACACAGAUGGUGUUUCCUGGAUUCCACGACAGCUGAGAGAUUUUUCCGGAUAGACAGAACCCAAGAACACCUUCAUUACAUUACGGAUAUAUCUUCGGAGGACCUGUACAUAUUGGAUCCUGACCUUCAGAGUAUGCACCUGACUCCCUCCAAGGACAACGGAUGUGAAGGCGUUCACUGUCAUCAGGAUAACUUCCAGCCAGAACUCGUAUUUAAAUUCCACAUGCCUGUCACGCCUCCCAAGUCGCCAGGACUGACAGAAGUAAGCCAGGCCACAGACACGUCCUCUAAGAAGCCUGAUGGAAGGAAGGCUGAAACACUGUUUCGACUGGAGAGCAAAGAGAACUUGCUCAUUCCGGAUCAGCCGGGCUCCAAUAACAGCUCAGAGCCUGGUUCACCUGUAUCCAAAAGUCCUCAGGCCAAAGAUAAUUACAACCAAUUUCACCAGGUGUCAAAUGCUACAGCUGCACCUCGCACCAGGAAACUCUCACCUGUAGACAAAGGUCUGAUAGAUGCUGCCAAGAGAGGCGACCUUUCUAAGUUGGUGGAUCUCUUCUGUAACCAUGACGCUAACCUCCUGGCCACUGACCAAUAUGGUAUGACAGCCUUACAUCAUGCAGCACGGUUUGGGCACAAAGGGAUCGUCAAAUACCUCAUAGACAAUGCACCCCCUGUGAUACUAGACAUGGUGGACCAUGAGAAAGGACAGACAGCAUUACACAAGGCAGCUUGGUACCAGCGCAGGACAAUCUGUUAUAUGUUGGUGGAGACUGGAGCUUCACUCACUCGUACAGAUUAUCAGGGAAAUACACCACGAAUGCAGGCUUUAAGGGCAGAUGACAAAGACCUAUCAGUGUACUUAGAAAGCCAGGAGCACUUUCAGCUGGUUGUGUCUGAGGACCAGGAAACAGCUGUAUGAUUCAGAGUGACUGAUCUUUGUGUUGAUCGCUCAAACUCCAGACACAACUCUAUGUGAUAAUGAACAAAUCCUUUAGUUUUGUUUUUCGAUAUGAAGAAAGUAUAUAUUUGAUGUCCUGCACUAGUUUUCUAUCUGUGGUGAAGAAUUAUAAUGUUGGCUUGGCAAGACAAGUGUCAUAUUAUUGGACUUUUUGGCUUAAAAAUAGAACUUGUAUUGUGAUAUCUGGGUAAGGCAAGGGUUGGAAUAUCAUGUUAGACAAGGGUCAAACUGUGAAAGCAGACAAAUGACAUUGUCUUGUAAAAUCAGACAAAUGUCACAUUGUCAUAUAAUGUCAGACAAUUGUCAAAUUAUCUUCUCUGACAAGUGUCACAUUGCCUUGAAAUGUCAGACAUGUAUGACAUUGUGGUGUCAGUGAUAUGUCAUGCAAGUGUCACAGUAUAAUGUUACAAGUGUCACGGUAUAAUGUUACAAGUGUCACGGUAUAAUGUUACAAGUGUCACAGUCUAAUAUUACAAGUGUCACAGUAUAAUGUUACAAGUGUCACGGUAUAAUGUUACAAGUGUCACGGUAUAAUGUUACAAGUGUCACGGUAUAAUGUUACAAGUGUCACAGUAUAAUGUUACAAGUGUCACGGUAUAAUGUUACAAGUGUCACGGUAUAAUGUUACAAGUGUCACAGUAUAAUGUUACAAGUGUCACAGUCUAAUGUUACAAGUGUCACAGUCUAAUAUUACAAGAGUCACAGUAUAAUGUUACAAGUGUCACAGUCUAAUGUUACAAGUGUCACGGUAUAAUGUUACAAGUGUCACGGUCUAAUGUUACAAGUGUCACAGUCUAAUGUUACAAGUGUCACAGUAUAAUGUUACAAGUGUCACAGUCUAAUAUUACAAGUGUCACAGUAUAAUGUUACAAGUGUCACAGUCUAAUGUUACAAGUGUCACGGUAUAAUGUUACAAGUGUCACGGUAUAAUGUUACAAGUGUCACGGUAUAAUGUUACAAGUGUCAUGGUAUAAUGUUACAAGUGUCACGGUAUAAUGUUACAAGUGUCACGGUAUAAUAUAACAAGUGUCACGGUAUAAUGUUACAAGUGUCACGGUAUAAUAUUACAAGUGUCACAGUAUAAUGUUACAAGUGUCACGGUAUAAUGUUACAAGUGUCACGGUAUAAUAUAACAAGUGUCAUGGUAUAAUGUUACAAGUGUCACGGUAUAAUGUUACAAGUGUCACGGUAUAAUGUUACAAGUGUCACGGUAUAAUGUUACAAGUGUCACGGUAUAAUAUAACAAGUGUCAUGGUAUAAUGUUACAAGUGUCACGGUAUAAUGUUACAAGUGUCACGGUAUAAUGUUACAAGUGUCACGGUAUAAUGUUACAAGUGUCACAGUAUAAUAUUACAAGUGUCACGGUAUAAUGUUACAAGUGUCACAGUCUAAUAUUACAAGUGUCACGGUAUAAUGUUACAAGUGUCACAGUCUAAUAUUACAAGUGUCACAGUCUAAUAUUACAAGUGUCACAGUCUAAUAUUACAAGUGUCACGGUAUAAUGUUACAAGUGUCACGGUAUAAUAUUACAAGUGUCACGGUAUAAUGUUACAAGUGUCACGGUAUAAUGUUACAAGUGUCACGGUAUAAUGUUACAAGUGUCACAGUUUAAUGUUACAUAAGUGUCACAGUGUGAUUUAAACUGUCACAAUGUCUUUUGUGACGUCUCUGUCAUUAGAAUCAUAGUAAUUUAAAAUUGAGACAUCUUUCAUAGAAUUGUGAUGCCUGCAUGAGAUCCUUCUUUGCAAUGUUUCCAGCAAAUGUCACACUGUUGUGAUGUCCCAGCUUAACGUCUAAACAAGACCUAUGUAGUAGUAUUGUGAUAUCUCGACAAAUGUGUGACCUUGAUUUGCACUUCCUAUGCACUCUGUCAAAUGCCAAAUUGAGUGGCCAGGAUCCUCAAUGUUACGCAAUAGUUGGACGCUUAUCUUACCUUGGAAUGAUGUGGAUCAUCGGCAAUUUAACAUUAAAAUACAACUGAAUUCCACAAA